UUUUGGGGUGGGUGCAGAAACCGAGUUUGAGAAACCCUGCCGUAAGGCUCGGUACCGUCGGGAGGGUGUAAGUCUUUAGUAGACGACAGUGUGUCUGGGUAAUGAAUACAGAGGUCCAUUACGUCAUUCAGACAGGUGCUUUUUUUACUCAGUGUUUUCAGACUAUACAGAACUUGCAGCAUAGCUUUUAUAGUUGAUGCACGUCGAUAACUUAUAUUACGCUAACAUUUCAUUAAAUAAUCCACUGUUCAGUCUCUUGAAUAGAAUAACAUUUGCGCUUUGCAAUUGGAGACUGCUGUAUAUGGGCGGGACUUCCUUGUAGCCAACACUGUUUAUCUGUGCGUGUUGCAGAAAUAGCAGAGAGAUCUUGCACAGAGCAGAUAAGAAGUUUGUAUUACAGGGUGGUAUGCUGUUGUGGAGCAUAAUGCUGGGUUGCAGCUCACGAAGAGGAGGAAGCUGCUAUCUGGGAUGGCUUAUGACCUUAACCCUGACCCUGCCUCUGGCCUCCCUACAGAUGGACCACCAUGGACACCAAGGACACCCCCUCCACCCUCACCACCAGGCCACCAGAGGGGCUCGCCCCAAGCUACUGCUGCUGUCUUUCGAUGGGUUCCGCUGGGACUACGUGGACCGUGUCCCCACCCCUAACUUCCAUGCCCUGAUGGAGGAAGGGUCAAUAGUUGAGCAGGUUGAGAACACCUACAUCACUAAAACCUUCCCUGACCACUACACCCUGGUCACCGGGCUGCAUGCCGAGACGCAUGGCAUCGUGGGUAACGAGAUGUACGACCCAGACCUUAACGCCUCCUUCUCCAUGGAGACGCAUAGCGCCUACGAGCCACGCUGGUGGGCUGGGGCAGAGCCUCUGUGGGUGACCAAUCAGAAGCAGGGUGGGCGGAGCGGUGGGGUUAUGUGGCCGGGGUCGGACGUGGAGAUCGGGGGUGCGUACCCGUCACGCUACCUUCCGUACAACGCAUCGCUGAGCUUCGAGAGGCGCGUGGAGACGAUGGUAGCCUGGCUGAUGGGGGAGAGGCCAGGGGAGGGGGUUCGGUCUGUGCAGGGGGGUGUGGACUUUGGCGUGUUAUACUGGGAGGAGCCUGACGAGAGCGGUCACAACCUGGGCCCAGAGAACCCUCUAAUGGACGCGGUCAUUGCUGAUAUCGACGACAAGCUGGGCUUCCUCCGCAAUGAGCUGCGCAAGAUGGGUCUAUACGAAAGUGUGAACCUGAUUGUGACCAGUGAUCAUGGCAUGACCCAGCUCUCCAAAGACAAGGUGAUUGAGCUGGACCAAUACCUGGACAGAGACCUCUACACCUGGGUGGACAAGAGUCCUGUGGUGGGGAUACUGCCUAGAGACGGUAAGUUAGAGGAGGUGUACAGUGCGCUGGUUGAGGCCAAUCCCAACAUGGUGGUGUAUAGGAGGGAGCAGAUCCCCGAGCGUCUCCACUACCGUCACAACAACAGGAUCAUGCCCAUAAUUAUCGAGGCCAAGGAGGGCUGGACCAUCACCCAGAACAGAACCACAGGACCACACAUGUUGGGUAACCACGGCUAUGACAACACCCUACCCAGCAUGCAUCCUGUCUUGGUGGCGCGUGGCCCCGCCUUCCGUCAGGACUACGUGAAGAGUUCCAUGCGUUCCGUUGACCUCUACCCCCUCAUGUGUCACAUCCUGUCUGUCCGGCCCCGCCCCAACAAUGGUUCUCUAGCCCGGGUUAUGGACCUCCUCUCUGAGCCCCCCCCCCCCACACACUCCACCCCGCUGGAGGGCAGAUACCAGCCUUCCUUCGCCACCGCCCUGGGCGUGGUCCUGGGGGUUGUCAUGGUGACAGGGUUCCUGGUGGUUAUCGUCAAACAGAUGACGCUCCGACAACUACCCAGCAGGCAGAGCGAGAUGGCCCAGCCGCUAUUACUUGAAGAACUACAGCUUUAGAGGAGAGGAGAAGAGAGGAGAGGGAGUUAGGAGAAGAGAUAGAGGAGGAGAGAAGAAAGUAGAAGGAGAGGAGAAGAUGAGAGUUGGCUCCGUACACCGGUAAAGGACAGUAGCUUCAGUGUGGGGGAGGAGGAGGAGAGGAUAAAGUGUGGCUUUGUUCUGAUGGUUAUUUUGUUGUUUAUCUCAUCAGAGAGGAGCAGUCAUAAUAACAAUAAGAGCCAAUAGUACACUGGACACCAAGCAUAAUAAGUGAGUAAAUCUAGUAUGUGGUUGAGUUGUUAUGCUAAGCCGUACAGUGACUCAGAGGUUUUAGACCACUGUGGGAUCUGAGUUCAGUUAGUCAGGCUGUUGCUUUCAGUCUUCAAUAGAUCCAUGACUGCCACGUUACUACUUUAGUCCAUGUUGUUGUCGUCAUGACUACCACCUUUACUACUUUAGUCCAUGUAGUUGUCGUCAUGACUACCACGUUACUGCUUUAGUCCAUAUAGUUGUCGUCAUGACUACCACGUUACUGCUUUAGUCCAUGUAGUUGUCGUCAUGACUACCACGUUACUACUUUAGUCCAUGUAGUUGUCGUCAUGACUGCCACGUUACUACUUUAGUCCAUAUAGUUGUCGUCAUGACUACCACGUUACUGCUUUAGUCCAUAUAGUUGUCGUCAUGACUACCACGUUACUGCUUUAGUCCAUAUAG
This is a messenger RNA of Oncorhynchus mykiss (rainbow trout), 2626 nucleotides long. Lineage: Eukaryota; Metazoa; Chordata; Actinopteri; Salmoniformes; Salmonidae. The record is from RefSeq and is a predicted model, not a curated record.